Paramisgurnus dabryanus is the source of this 3087-nucleotide messenger RNA. It is a transcript of the gene vwa1, whose product is annotated as von Willebrand factor A domain containing 1. NCBI's taxonomy places the organism in Eukaryota, Metazoa, Chordata, Actinopteri, Cypriniformes, Cobitidae. The record is from RefSeq and is a predicted model, not a curated record. Gene Ontology annotation, molecular function: protein binding.
GAGAGAGAGAGAGAGAGAGCAUUCAGUAGCCGAAAAACGAGGUUUAAUACCUUACUGGUUUUCGUCCUGACUGGAAGUUUACUGGAAAAAUAGAGAAUGGCGCCUCUAUUCACUUUUGGCGCGUAAAUCAUGUAGUUUAUGAGCGCAGGUGCUGCGGCUGAGGAUUUAUUUCAGUUAUAUAAAGCGAUUUGGGUGAGCGCCUGCAGUGAAUGCGACUUUAUAAGUAAACCGUGCGGCUUUUGUAAGAGAUACGUUGAAUAGACACAUUGUGCUGGGCGAUGUAGACGCGUCGUGCAUAAGAAGAUCGAAAUUCAAGGAUUAACUGUACUUUUGACAUUAAAGUCCAUCAUGGAGGUCCGAAAAGUGUUCACGUGUGUUUUGUUCUGCGUGUUUUUCUGCGCUGGAGCCGCUCAGGAGUCGAUACCUGAUUCAGUUCUGAACUGCUGCGAGGGUGAUGUCCUGUUCCUCCUGGAUUCUUCAGGAAGCGUGGCCUCCUACGAGUUCUUCCGUAUGGUGGACUUCAUGUCUGACCUCCUGUUGCCAUUUUCUCUGGGGCCGGAUGAGGUCAGGGUGGGGCUGCUGCAGGUUGGGACCGAGCCCCACCUCGAGUUUGGUUUUGAUGCCUACAGGUCUCAACAAGGACUUCAGGCAGCUAUAAAGAGGAGUAAACAGCUGAGGGGAGAUACCAACACUGUAGAUGCUCUGCGGAUGGCCCGAAAUCAGGUGUUGAAACAGGGCGUGCCAGGAGGUGCCAGACCAGAUCUGCCCAGGGUUCUAGUCUGGCUCACAGAUGGUGUGGAUCCGGGUGCGGUGCAGGAACCGAUGGACCGACUGAGAGAAGAGGGCGUGGCUGUGCUGGUGGUCUCCACCGGUCAUGGGAACUACCAGGUGCUGAGAAAUGUCGUAAGCCCACCUGCAGAGGAUCACUUGUACUUUGUGGAUAUUGAUGACAUAAACAUCAUCACGGAGGAAUUGAGGAACGCCAUUAUUGAGAUCAUUCGUGCUGAGAGGUUACAGGUGAAGGCUGUCACCACUACUUCAGCUCUUUUGAAUUGGAGACCAGUGUUGGCUGGAACUGGAUACUAUGAUAUCCAGUUUGGGCCCAUCCGAUCAGGCGGGACAGGCGGUGGGGGAGGUUCAGGCACCAGUCCUGGCACAGGCUUGGAACCUUUUCAAAAAAUGACUCGGCCUGGAGACGCCAGUUCGGCCCAGCUGACAGACCUGCGUCCAGACACCACGUACAGAGUCACACUCACCCCAAAGGCAAACCAACAGUCCCUGAACUCACUUUCUGCCACCUUUACUACACAACCAGAAGUCAGUACUCCUCAGCCGGAGGUUCAGAGUCUGUCUACGGUCACCGUGUCAGAUUCGACCAGCAACAGCGUGCGGGUGAGCUGGGGUCCGCUGCUGUCUCACCUCAUUCAGAGUUAUCAGGUGGAGUAUUCAGCAUUGCCUACAGGACCACUUCAGAUCGUCACCGUCAAUAACCGCCAGAACUUCACAGUCCUAACCAACCUUCAGCCCGACACCCAGUACCUGGUCACCGUGAGCGCCAGGCACUUUUCUGGCAAAGAGAAGGCCAUGUCUGUCAAAGCCUGUACACAGGAAGUGUUACCAGCUCUCUCCGAUCUGCAGCUGACCACAGUGGGCGAUGAGUCAGUGCAGCUUCGUUGGAGGGGGAACGCUGAUGGUCUCCGUGGUUACUGGGUCACAUGGGAGCGAGAUUAUAGCCAACGCUCUACUCUGUAUUUACCACCCAACCUCCUGUCCACCACCCUAAAUCAUGUACCCCGCAGCUCUCGGGUCUGUGUGUCCCCGGUGUAUAGGACUGCUCGCGGGGAAGGGAUCUGUUGCACUGCUUAAGUUCAGCUCUGUUGACCUGGAACUGUUGAGCUACUCCUCGCCAAACCCUUAUGAAACAGAAGAAACUUUCCAUUCAUGGAGUUAAAGGAAGGCCAGGACAAGGCUGAAACUGAACACUCAUCAUCUAUAGAUGGUGAUCUUAAAACACAUCAACAAAAUAUGCACUGAGAACUGACACGCAAUACACGUAUAUGCCACAAAGACUUUGUCUAAAAGACUGACAAACCAAUCAGAAUUCAAGUUAUUUUUGUUGCAAGGAAUGCUUCAAAGCAAGUUAUCGUACCGUUGAAGCUGUCAAGUUGUCUAAAUCAUCCUUUUAGUUUUGAAGUGCAAAUGUCUUUCCUCAAUAUUCUGUUACUGUAAGCACAUGAAUGUAAAUCUGACUGUUUUUAAAAACUAAAAGAAGUCAAAAUUUUAUUUUUUAGUAAUUGACAGAAUAAGACUUUAACUUGUUUUGAACCUGAAACAGUCUUUAAAAGUUGCCACUAAAUAUUUAUGCAUAUAAAAUAUGAUAAAAUGCAUUAUUAAGAGCACUUAACUAUUUUACCAGUUUGUAAAUAUCUUACAUAUGCUUUUAAGUGAUAUUUAUCAAAUGCAUACAUGGCUGGUUGCUAUAUUUCUCCAGUACAAUUUAAAAUCUUUCUAAAGGGAACAAUAAGACAUUUGAAUGACCUCCAUCACUGGUUUGCUUUAUUAAGGUCAAUAGAUGAAGUUAUUUGUAACCCUGUAACUCUUAACCACACUUGCACAUUUUAUUAGAAAGAAAAUCUGGCAGAUGACUUUGGUUAAAGUAUGAAGACAUGUGCAGAUGUUGUUUGCAGAUGUUUUGCGGUCAUGGGGCUGUGAUUGGUUAAGAACAUUAACUCUUAAUACAAGCACAACUCACUUCGCCUGUGCAUGCAUUCAUAAGAUUGGUCGUUUUCAGUUUAACAGGGCCAUGAUGAAGGCAAGAUCAAGGUCUUAAAAUGCAUUGUGGGGGUCGAUUAAAUAUUUCAUGCUUCAGUCUUUUAAUAAUGUUAAUGGUUAACAGAAGGGUCUUAUUGCAAGAAUUUUCAGCCCAAAAAAUGCCAUUCAUUACUUUCAACAUCAGUUUUUUGUUCUUAUCUAUUGUAUUAUAAAGGCAAGUUGAGCUUUCUGGAUUAUUAAAACAGGCACGUUAAGUUGCACGUCUUACAAGUCACUGCUAAUGUUUUUAAUUCUUGAAUAAAUCAUUUCUAUUUU